Aegilops tauschii subsp. strangulata is the source of this 975-nucleotide messenger RNA. RefSeq lists its product as uncharacterized. NCBI's taxonomy places the organism in Eukaryota, Viridiplantae, Streptophyta, Magnoliopsida, Poales, Poaceae. The record is from RefSeq and is a predicted model, not a curated record.
CGCAAUAAGUUUAAGUGGCAUGCAUUAAACCAUCCCAAAGUCAGCGGCAAACCUACUGGAUCCAUGUGCUACUUGCCCCGGAUCACAUGCCUGAUGUCUGCUCUCUCCCUCCCGUUUCAAGUCUCAUCUGGGAAGAGACGAGCAAAACUAGCCAGGCAAAGGGAGGAUGAGCUCCAGCCAGAGGACGCUCCGGGACGUGAUGAUGCAGGAGGAGAGGCCGACCACCAUGGCCAGCCGCCUCCUCGCUCCGGACGCCUCCCUCUCCAACCCCUCCUUCCGCACCUACUACGGCGUCGCCUCCGCCGGCUCGGUGCCGUUCCUCUGGGAGUCGGCGCCGGGGACGCCCAAGAACGACGGCGCCUCGUCCAGGGCGCUCCCGCCCAUCACGCCGCCGCCUUCCUACUACAGCAAGACGAAGAUCACCAAGUCGGAGUCCUCCAAGAAGCUGCUCUCGUCCUCCAAGCCGGCCAGCUUCGUCCCGACGAUGUUCCGCAGGAGCCACACGAUGCCGGCUCCCUCACCGUCCAAGGAGUACAGCCGGAGGAAGAGGCUGGUGGCGAGCCCGCCGCGGUCGUCCUUCUCGUCCACGUCAAGGGGAGAGGACGAAGAAGCGGACGGCGGGGCGGCGUCACCGACGUCUACCCUGUGCUUCCGCGCCCGGCGCUCCGGCGGAGGAACCGGCAGGCUGCAUGGGAUGAUUGCCUCCGUGGUGGGAAGGUAAGGUUCAGCUGAAUCUUAGCCACGGUGGUUUCCAUUUUUCGACCGUCUGUCGCCUCGUUGGGUAGUUUUACAGUACUGUGGCUUCAUCUUUGUUUACUACGCGGGAAGCAGACGACAGGAGGUUAAUUUGUAACUUUACGCGGUUACAAGCUUAUGACAUGCAUGGAUAUUUUAAGUUUUGGACACGGUAGAACAAUGAUGUGUGAUCAGUUUGUGUCAUUUCGUGUAUAUAAUUUGCGUCCUUAUGUUAAUAUC